CAUGGUUUGUCCCUUUCCCAGAAGCCUUCACUUGUAACAAUAUGGCGGCUCCCUGUAGGCACGUAGGACAUCACAUUAAGAGAAACGGCAGAUUCCUGCGGAUUAAUCUCGACCAAUUGUUUGCUAGCAGGGGCUUCAGGUGGACUUCAGCUCUUCAGCAACAAGGUGCAGAAGUUCAUAAAGAAUCAAAGGAGCCAAUAGUCAUCCCCAGGAAGAAAUCAUGGAGCAGCGAGGCAGUGCUGGAGGCUCUGGCUUCUACUGUCCACAGAGAUCCAACAGCGUACCCCUAUCAGUUCCAGGACGACCCGUACCUGUCACCCAGGACGUCUGCUGAGUUUAAGCUGUUCUCCCUCUCACAGGAGUCUGGCAGAGCUGCAGCCAAAUACUUUGUCAACAACAACCCCAAAUUCUUCACCAAAGACUUUGCCGAACCACAUAUACCAUGCCUGAUGCCGGAGAGCGUGACGCUGCGUCUGGAGGAGGUUAGCGAGGAGGCGCUGAAGGAGCGGAUCACCCUGAGGAAAGUCUCAGCUGCAGUUGAGAUGUACGAUCAGCUGCUUCAGGCUGGCACGUCGGUCUCUAUGGAAACAACCCAGGAGCUGCUGGACCUCAUCUGUCUUUACUGUGACAAGAACCCUGUCCAGGAGGGGGCGCCAGAGGUGGAGGAUGCAGAGGAGGCUGGAGAGGAGACGAAGAGGCGGAAACCCAAGGGGCGCCGAGCAGCAGACCACCUGAGAACCAGCUGGAAGGAAAACAACAAUGCAGAGAGGAUCUUCAACCUGCUGCCGGAGAAAGACUCGCGGUGUUACUCUGCUCUGAUCAGAGGGAUGGUGAAGCAUGGAGCAUAUUCAAAGGCUUUCAGCAUGUACACAGAUCUGCUCAACAACAGGCUCUCAGCUGACGUCUACACCUUCAACGCGCUGAUCUCUGCAGUUCCAUACGUCAGAGACAAAUUUAAUGAGAGAUGGGACCUCCUCACUGAACUGUUGAACCAGAUGAAUGAACAGAAAGUUCGUCCCAACCUGCUCACCUUCAACAGCGUUCUCAAAGCUCUGAGACGAUGCGGCUUUUUGGCCAAAACCUACGCUCCUCAGACUCUAAAUGAGAUGAAGGCUCUGGGAUUUGCUCCAAGCUUGGCCACCUACGACCACAUCCUGGCAGUCUUCUAUAAGUCAGGCUCCUCUGGGCCCAACAACACAGACAUCAUACAGGACAUGUUGACAGAGCUAGAAGGAACAAGCUUUACCUGCCAGGACCCUCAUGAUGUUUUCUUCUUCUCCAGUGCAAUGAGAGUAUGUUUGGACAGUAAAGAUCUGGAGCUGGGUUACAAAGUUCACAGUCUGUUGGAGGUUGGAGACAACUGGAGGCUGCUGGGAGACUCUUAUCAACAAAGUGUUUAUUACGGUCGCUUCUUCAGCCUGCUGUGCAUGUUGGAGCAUAUUGAUGUGGUGCUGAAGAGGUACAGCCGGAUCAUCCCCUCGUUGUAUUACCCCAACCCUCAGGGGAUGAGGGACCUGCUGCAGGCUCUGGACACAGAUGGCCGUCUGGAUCUGCUGCCCAGUAUAUGGAAAGACAUUAAGACUCUUGGUCAUGAUAACAAGGUGGACCUGGUGGAGGAGCUGCUGAGUCUCAUGGCCAGAGAGGAACACAGUCCUGAAGUGCAGGAGUCUUUUGCCGCGUGCGCUCUGGGCGUGAAGAGUGUGUUUGACAGCAAGUCCAGCAUGGAGUGGAGCACCUCCUCACUGUCACACGUCACCACCCUGCUUUUACGAGCCAACAAGCUCCAACAGGCGUGGGACAUGCUGCUGCUCUUCAAAGCCAAAAACAGAGUUCCUUCAGAGGUACUGUUAAACAACUUCCUGUCCGUGUGUCAAAGCAGCGGCGCUCCUAAGAGAGCGGUGGAGCUGGUCCAGCUGGCUGCAGCCUUCUGUCUGCCAGCAACACCAGUGCUGGCGAAGACAGCACUGGCUGAGUUCCAGCUGACCGAUGAGCAAAGUCCGUGCCCUUGUGAGAACGAGUGGAAUACGAACAAAAACAUUCGAUGCCUUACAGAGACUACAUGUGGACUACAAAGCACUAUCAGAUCCAUUUUGUCUGAAUUCGAAGCUGCACCAGAGAAAGAGACCGAAUGAAAGACGGUGUCAGAGCUGCGAUUGCUAUAUUCAUACAGCUUAUUGUAAGGAACACUUGUUUGUAUUUGACCUGCUUGUCUGUGUAAUAAAACCUUCACGUAUACAGCCUCA
Girardinichthys multiradiatus is the source of this 2243-nucleotide messenger RNA. It is a transcript of the gene ptcd3, whose product is annotated as pentatricopeptide repeat domain 3. Gene Ontology annotation, molecular function: rRNA binding; ribosomal small subunit binding; protein binding. Bases 42 to 2132 code for a protein of 696 amino acids. The record is from RefSeq and is a predicted model, not a curated record. Lineage: Eukaryota; Metazoa; Chordata; Actinopteri; Cyprinodontiformes; Goodeidae. Gene Ontology annotation, cellular component: mitochondrion. Gene Ontology annotation, biological process: mitochondrial translation. The transcript is spliced from 24 exons.